AUGUUGUCGAACAUCGACAUUGCCACCGUUGGCGCCGGAAGCGCUGCCGCUGCUCUGAUCCUUCUUGCUACGCUGCCAGCUUUCAACAGCAUCGUCCAGAAAAUUACCCAUGGCUCAUACACGAACCUGCAGUCACUUCCGGAAGACGAGGAUGGAGAGGCGACAGACGAAUCGAUCUCUGCUUAUUCAACAACUAUCCAGACAGCCAUUAUCUACACGGCUGCUCUCGUCGGCUUAGUCGCCUCCACGGUCAGAGCUAUUUUGUCAACCACGCAGGAGUCGAUUCGAUAUGGAGAACUCGCGAGUUGGUUUCAAUUCGGGACCUUUGUACUCCUUCUUCCCAAUGUUAUGGCAAUCUCAUUCAAGCAGGAAUAUGCCAGCCAGUUCCGACUUGCUAGCUAUGCCUCUAUAGCUACGGUAAUCCAAUUCGCCAUGUCAGGCUUUUUGGAUGUGCGGCUUUUGACACCGGCACACUAUGACAAUCUAACAAGCUUCCAAUUCGCCGUAUGGAUUAUUCAAUUAGUGGCCACUGCUUGUUUACUUUGUGGUUAUCUAUGCCUGCCGAGACGUCCAGAUGUGUUUACCAACAAUAAAGUGGUUGAUCGGCAGUACACUGUGUCUGCGCUCUCGCGAUUCACUUUCUCCUGGCCAGGCCAUCUAGUAAAGUACAUCGCCAAAAACCCCAGGUUAGAAGUCAACGAAUUACCUGGCAUGGAUCACUAUACACGCUCAGAGUCUUUGUUGGCCAGAUUCUUAGGACGCCCUCAAACCGACGCCCUCUGGUGGCAGAUCUUCAGCCUCCAUUAUACCACGUUCAGCAAACACUGGUUUUUGACAGCAGUUGAGUCAAUUCUCAAUUUUGUGCCAAAGGUUUCUAUGUAUUUCAUCCUUCGUGCCCUUGAACGAAGACAGGCUGGUGAACAUAUUGGAAUUGAAAGCUGGCUCUGGACGUUGAUAUUAGCCACCGGUUUAGUUCUAUCAUGCUGGGCAGGAACUUGGAUGCGCUGGGUGGGCGAUUCUCAACUUGCCCUUCGCAUAGAAGCCCAGCUAUGCGCGGCCGUAUUCGCCAAGGCAAUGCGCAAAAACGACGCCCGGGGGACGGAAAAAUCAAUGGUUGAGGAGCAUGAUGAAGGUGAAGGUGAAGAAGCUGGUGAGAAUGAUGGCGAUCAAAAUCCCACAGCCCAAGACGGAUUAGUUGGAGUAGAUCCCGAGCAGAAGCGUACCUACCAGUGGAUUAUAAAUCUCAUGGGCAUUGAUGCAGAGGAGGUUGGUGCAUCUGCUGCCUUUUUAAGCACAAUUAUACUCUCUACGUGCACAUUUAUUCUUUCGCUGUUGGUGCUUUUCCAACUUAUUCGAUGGAGGAGUUUGCUUGCAGCAUUCUUGGUCUUUCUGAUACUGGUUCCGAUGAAUACUUGGCUAUCAAAGGUUUAUGCUCUGACGCAGGACCGACUCAUGUCAGCCCGUGAUGCCAAAACAGGGGUCAUCUCGGAGGCCCUUCACGGUCUCCGACAGAUAAAAUUCGCAGCGUUAGAGGCAGAAUGGCAGAAUAAAAUUAUGACUGCACGACUGAACGAGAUGAGAGAAGUUUGGCGGUCGUGCUUAUAUGACGUCGGUAUGAUCUUUUGCUGGGAUGUUGUUCCUACAAUGAUGACGACCGUGGCACUCGCCGUUUAUGCCAUUUUCGAGGGAAGGCUUACUGCUUCUGUCGCAUUCGCAUCACUCGAAGUAUUCUUUGAACUCGAAAAUGCCCUUUCCAUGAUACCUAUCGUCAUUACUGGUCUAAUCGAGGGCAUGGUAAGUCUUAGACGAAUCGAGACCUACCUUCACUCUCCCGAUAAAGAGGAAUACCGCGAGUCCUCUUCAUCAAUUACAUACAAGGAUGCCUCCAUCGCCUGGCCGUCAGACGCUAAAUCUAUCGAAGAUCGGUUUGUCCUUAAGAAUAUCAAUCUUACUUUCCCAGAUAAAGAACUUAGUUUGAUCUGUGGUCCUACUGGGUCUGGCAAGAGCUUGCUUUUGGGCUCUAUAUUUGGGGAAGCUGAUCUAGUUUCUGGCACCAUUGGCGUGCCAACACCUCCACCUUCGCUUUACAAUACCCCAGAAAAUACCAUCGGCCUCGACAAUUGGAUUAUCCCGUCUGCGGUAGCUUUUGUAGCGCAGUCACCGUGGAUAGAAAAUGGAACUUUGAAAGACAAUAUUGUCUUUGGAUACCCCUUUAGCGCAGAACGGUAUAAAAAAGUUCUCGACGUUUGUGCAUUAACUGACGAUCUUCACAUCCUGGUCGACGGUGACAUGACUGAAAUCGGUCCUCGUGGUAUCAACUUGAGUGGUGGCCAACGAUGGAGAGUGUCUCUGGCCAGGGCCUUAUACUCAAGGGCUGGCAUAUUAGUUUUGGAUGAUAUCUUCAGUGCCGUUGAUGUCCAUGUCGGUCGCCACAUUUUCGAAAAGGCCCUUACAGGAGAACUUGGUCAAGGCAGGACCCGUAUCCUAGCAACGCAUCAUACUUCCUUGUGCAUGCCCAAAACGAGCUUCAUGGUUGUCCUUGAGGAUAAUGUGAUGAAGCAAGCCGGCCGCCCUGAUGACCUGGACUAUACAGAAUCGCUCACGAGAAUCCGUAGUACUAUGUCGAUAAUAACAAAACCAGACCCUCCGCCAAUCAUAACUCACCGCAGGAGGAGUAGCUCAAUUCGCGAUAUAGGCAGUCAUUCAAGUAUGGCCUGGGCAUCAAGAAAAGAUUCGAAUAGGGAGAAACCAACCAAUGUCUUUGUGCAGCCCGAGGAGCGCAUUAAGUUUAGGGAGGUCCUGGUGGCUGAAGAUAUGGACGGAAACCGCGAAGACCAGAUCGUAGCAGACGAUGCACUUUGGUUCUAUCUAGGAAUUUACUUUGCCAUAUCAAUGGGCAUGACGUUAGUUCGAACGUUUAGCCAUCUUUUUAUAUGGACUGGAACUAUUCGGGCGUCGAAAGAUCUUUUUGAGAAGAUGGCAUCCCGAGUCCUUCGAACCCCCCUGAGAUGGGUGGACACCGUCCCUGUUGGUAGAGUUAUCAAUAGGUUCACUCUCGAUUUCGCAACUUUUGAUUCGAAGCUCGGUGACGACCUCGCAUACCUCUUCCUAGAUAUUCUAGAUCUCCUCUCGAUCGUUGUAGCCGCUAUACUCGUCUCUUCAUAUAUCCUACUACUCACAAUCGUCCUAUCAGGAGUAUGUGCACAUUUUGCGAUUCGAUACAUGAUAACCGCUCGAGAACUUCGACGGAUCAAGUCCCAAGCAAGGUCACCUAUUAUCGAGCAAUUUGGCACCUCACUCCAAGGAAUCGGCACAAUUCGAGCGUUUAAUAAAGCAGAUACGUAUAUGCAUAAGAUGUAUCGCAACAUCGACGACCAUACGUCUGCGCAUUACUAUAUUAUCCUUUUCAACGAAUGGAUGACGUUUAGAACGGGGAUGGCGGACGCCUUUUUUGGGGCUGCUCUAACAUUUAUCCUCAUGUCAACGAAAGAUAUUGAGCCUUCUCUCGUCGGAUUUGCCCUUAACUUCAUGCUUGAUGGAGCUCAACUGAUCGGAUCGGCAAUCGACAAGUAUACAGAAACACAGCUGGAUAUGAACUCUACAGAACGCAUUAUCGAGUAUUCACAAGUCCCUACUGAGGACCACACUGGCAAAGACGUUUCUGCAGGGUGGCCUAGUAAAGGGCGAAUCGAAGUUGAUAAUGUCACAGCUGCUUACUCGCCAGAGCUUCCGCCAGUGCUUAAGGGGCUUACAUUCAGCGUUGAACCGAACCAUCGGGUUGGAAUCGUUGGUCGUACAGGUUCGGGGAAAUCGACUCUUACUCUUGCACUGUUCAGGUUGCUGGGACUCCAGGGUGGCUCAAUCUAUAUAGAUGGUGUGGACAUUUCAACCAUUAAAUUACAUGACCUGAGGAGUCGACUGUCGAUUAUCCCUCAGGAUCCAGUCUUGUUCUCAGGCACAAUACGGUCCAAUCUCGACCCGUUCAACGAGUAUACUGACGAGCAGCUACAGACGGCCCUGAACCGAGUACAUUUCCCGUUAUUUGGAGGGGAAACCGACGUGGAGGCUGACGACGAAGCUGACGACGAAGCAGGCUCUGACAUCGACCGGAGUCGAACGCCUAGUCUCGACCACGCCAUUAGCGAAGGAGGGCUUAAUCUUUCUCAAGGCCAACGGCAACUUCUCUGUCUAGCCAGGGCGAUUGUGGCACGGCCCAAAGUUAUGGUUCUCGACGAAGCGACGUCUGCAGUCGACAUGAAGACAGACGCCUUGAUCCAACGUAGCAUCCGAGAAGAGUUCCGAGACUCGACGCUGCUGGUGGUCGCUCAUCGUCUCACCACGGUGGCGGACUUUGAUCGCAUCCUCGUCAUGAAGGAAGGCGAAGCUGUCGAAUACGACUCGCCGAGGGAGUUGAUGAAGGCCGAAGGUGUGUUUUGGCGCAUGGUCAUGGGCAGUGGAGAAAAGAGAGAGCUGCAGACGCUCCUCGAGCACAAGUAG
This is a messenger RNA of Arthroderma uncinatum, 4497 nucleotides long. RefSeq lists its product as uncharacterized. Gene Ontology annotation, biological process: transmembrane transport. Gene Ontology annotation, cellular component: membrane. The coding region runs from base 1 to 4497 and encodes 1498 amino acids. The transcript has 11 exons. The record is from RefSeq and is a predicted model, not a curated record. NCBI's taxonomy places the organism in Eukaryota, Fungi, Ascomycota, Eurotiomycetes, Onygenales, Arthrodermataceae. Gene Ontology annotation, molecular function: ATP hydrolysis activity; ATP binding; ABC-type transporter activity.